UUAUUUUUUGAUUCAGAACAGUGUUUAUUUUGAUUAUUGUUUCUUGAUAAGGUAUUUUUGAACCCCGUUCAUUGUACAUUCUUUCACUCCCAAGAAGACACGAAAGUUCUUUGAAAACAAGAUGUGCAUGCAGGUUAAUGAAGAGCAAGGUUUCCUCUCGUUUCCCGGUUAUCGUUUUUACAGUCGUAAAGCUCGAUUUUGAAACUAGUGAGCGCUUUCUCCAGUGGGUCAUGUACUAGCUCUCGUAAGGUCUCUCAUGAAUGACUUGAAACCCUUUGAGAGGACAACAGGACAAACAACAGAAACAAUGCCCCGUGGCCCCAAAACAAUAACAGCUGCUGCAAAGACGACAAAUAGAAUUACAAGCUUACGAGAGCUGUUACACUACCUCCUAGUAUACAAAAAAUCUACUUGCAUACACAAGGUUACAGCAGUAACAGGCAUUAAACUUCUGAAUCGAACGACUAUUUGUAAGAAACGUUUCAUUCAGGCCCUUUUCUCUCCUUUAACAGAUGACGAGGACCCCAGCGGUGAUUCGUUAGUCGAACCACUCGUUUUCGUGGGUUCUGAAGAUCACAACAUGUACGCACUAAGCGCCGCAAACGGAAACGUCAUCUGGAAAUACCGAACUCUUGGCAAGAUCCUGUCAUCUGCGGCUCUCAGCCAGGACGAAGAGAUUGUUUACUUUGGUUCCAACGAUGGCAACGUGUAUGCCCUUGCUGCGGCCGAUGGUUCUCUCGUUUGGAAAGUGAAGACCGGAGGUGCUGUCGUGGCAAGCCCAACCGUGGCUGUGGACGGAACAGUUUAUGUCGGGUCCCAGGAUAAAUUUGUCUAUGCGCUGGAUAGCAAAGGCGAGUUCGCUUUGUGGACUACAAAUCUUCAGUGUCCCAUAUGGGGUGCUGUUACAGUAGACAACAAACGAGGGCUGUUAUUCACCGGGUGUGCCUCGGAUAAAUCGAACACUUCGGACUCACAGGACGCAUCUCAUAUUUUCGCCUUAAACGCUAAGUCGGGUGAGAUCGUUUGGAAGUUCGACAGUGCCGGAAGCGUUUAUGGCUCACCCGCUCUCCUGCCCGGCGGUCGCACCGUCUUCUUUGCUUCCCUAGACCAUAACAUCUACGCUCUUGACCGCGAAACUGGUAAGCUGUACUGGUCAUGUGACACGGGUUCUGAAGUGGAGUCUUCUCCAGUGGUGAGUAAGUUAGAUGGCACACUGUACGUCGGCUUGAUCAAGGAUCAGUUGAUUGCUGUCGAUACCAUCGAUGGACCUUUGGCGGGAAAAAUCAAGUGGACAGUGAAUACUGGCGGGGAGGUGGUGUCGUCACCUGUUAUCACUGAGGAUGGGAGGGUGUUCGUUGGAUCAGGCGAUGGUCGUGUCUUGGCUCUCAAACAAACCGAUGGUUCCCAUAUAUGGUCUCCAACAACACGUGACUACAUCGUGGCAUCGGUGGCAGUAUCACGUGAUAACGUCGUGUACGCCGCGAGCUCGGAUAAGUUCGUGUACGCGUUGCAUGGCGACGACGGGUCGGUUAUUUGGAAGUUUGAAACUGGCGCUGGUGUUGUGGCCACUCCAGUUCUUUUCCCAGAGCAUGCUAUGCCGGUUGGAUAAAACGUCUUCUGACUGCAGCUUAUAGUUCUUUUUAGUAGUGAAAUCCUUAACGGAGUUACCUAACGUCACGGUUCACGCAUCUUGAAAACUUAAGCCUAAAUUUUUCAGGUUCGUCGUCUGUUUGUUCCUUUAUGGUUUGUUAUUAUCUCUUUGAUUUUUUUCUAUCUAAGUAAACUACUAUACUCGGGUUUCCUUCAAAUAAAAGGUAAUUCUGUAUGUAGCAAAAAUAACUCAAAAUACCAUGACUGAGCUCCUUUAAUAUCGUGAAGCGUAGAAUAUGACACGCUAAAGCGGACAAAAAUACAUCCUUAAAAUAGGUAACACUUGUUCUAUAAAUUAUUUAAGAAUAUUCUUAAUAUAGAAAAUUUGUUGUUUCUCUGAUAUAAGACGUGUUUCGUAUAUAUAAAACUUGAUGUAAAUAAUGAGCACUUCUUCCCAAAUAAACACAUCUUUUUAAUAUACAAUUAUACUUUCUUAAAAUGUGUACGGACAGGUGCUUGUUCUAUGUGUACAGAUUGACAUAAAUAUUUAAAAGUUUUAUCAAAAUCCGCCAUUCCUCGCACAAAUAUAGGACUUGCUUCAAGUUUUACGUAUUUAGAACAAGUGUCAUAUAUUUUAAGGAAGUAUUUUUGUCCACUUUGACGUGUCACACUAGAAAUUCAACAGUAUUCAUUUUAUACUCUAACCUAGCCAGAACUCGAACCCAGGACCAGUGAGUCGCAAGAAACGGACUUCCGUCAAAAAACCGUAAGAGUAAAGGUUGGGAUUCAUUCUGGAAGAGAACCUUUAUGUAAGUUUUGUUUACGGAAAUGAAACCUUUUACACUAAUUAUCCCAGCUUCUAGUAAAUUUACUUAAUUUCAUCUCGCCUGUGAUCGAUAACGACAAAUUAGCUUUUCAGAGACGUUUCUGGCGCUCACAGUAUAACUCAUAUCACUGUAACUAAACUAGAAAUAUAAUGUAACCAACCUGUUAUUUAAUUUAUAAAAACAGACUUAACUUACCUAAAGAACGCUAUAUAACAUAGUUCAGCCAACAAAGAACAGAUAAAAUGCGAGUAAAAUGUUUUCAUAGAGGAAUUUUACUUAAUAUAUGGACAGAACAAACUUCCGAAACGUACAGUCAACAAAACCCUAACAGUCUUGUUGGCCCUCGAUAUCGGAGUUUGAUUUCUGAGUCUAUCAGUGCCGUUGCAAAGAACGAUAAAGAUAUUUAUUUUAAGAGUUAUUACCUUCAAUGUAGAUUAAGUCUAAACUAUCAAGGUUUGGUUUAUACCACGCAAGUGAAUAGUGCUUUUCUCGCGUUCUGAUUGGUUAACUCGAAAGUGAUAAGCAAAGUACAAUUCACUUCUGAGCAGCCAAAGAAUAACAAAAUGGCUUCCGUUUGCUUCGGUUACCGAGGAGCAAAUAAUCAGUGCAUUUGGUUCGGUAGUUGUUAAGCUUGUAAGGUAUAUACUGAAACAAUUAUUCACCUCGCUGUCGGUGAAAGUGGAGGAUAUUUUCCUCCACUUCGGUGAGUAAUUUUCAACUAAUAUCACGUUUAACUGAUCGUUGCAAACUGAUGAUUGAGAAGUUUUCAAGCAGAUUUGACUGCGUUGUUGAGAUAUUUAAAAGUUGUUUCUGUAAUCAUUCGACUUAGAUGUAAAUCUAAAAAACACUCUACCCUAAGAAGAAAUGAACGUUAAUUGAAUGAAAUUAAAAACGCAAUGAUUUACCAUA
Molecule: messenger RNA, 3326 nt
Organism: Orbicella faveolata
Lineage: Eukaryota; Metazoa; Cnidaria; Anthozoa; Scleractinia; Merulinidae
Molecular function (GO): protein binding
Source: RefSeq, a predicted model, not a curated record